Ichthyophthirius multifiliis is the source of this 665-nucleotide messenger RNA. RefSeq lists its product as hypothetical. The transcript has 2 exons. The record is from RefSeq and is a predicted model, not a curated record. Gene Ontology annotation, molecular function: calcium ion binding; enzyme regulator activity. Lineage: Eukaryota; Ciliophora; Oligohymenophorea; Hymenostomatida.
AAAUAAAAAAAAGGAAAAAAAGAAAAUACAUUUUUAAAACAAAAAAAAUAAAAAUAAAAAAAAAACACAUAUUAUAAAAAUGGCUGAUUAAUUAACAGAAGAAUAAAUUGCUGAAUUCAAAGAAGCUUUCUCUCUUUUUGAUAAGGAUGGUGAUGGUACAAUUACCACUAAAGAAUUGGGUACAGUUAUGAGAUCAUUAGGUUAAAACCCAACUGAAGCAGAAUUAUAAGAUAUGAUUAAUGAAGUAGAUGCUGAUGGUAAUGGUACAAUAGAUUUCCCUGAAUUUUUAAGUUUGAUGGCAAGAAAAAUGAAGGAUACUGAUACUGAAGAAGAACUUAUUGAAGCAUUCAAAGUAUUUGAUAGGGAUGGAAAUGGUUUAAUUUCAGCAGCUGAAUUAAGACAUGUUAUGACAAAUUUGGGAGAAAAAUUAACUGAUGAAGAAGUUGAUGAGAUGAUUAGAGAAGCCGAUAUUGAUGGUGAUGGGCAUAUUAAUUAUGAAGAAUUUGUUAGAAUGAUGAUGGCAAAAUGAAAUAGAUUUUUUAAAUAAAAAUAAAUAAAUAAAUAAGAUAAGAUAAAAAAUUAAAUAUAAAUUAUUAAAUAUAUAUUUCACAAAUAAAUAUUUUCUUAUUUUUAAAAUUUUUUAAAUAUAAAUAUAUUUUCUAUUU